This is a messenger RNA of Penicillium egyptiacum, 2268 nucleotides long. The record is from the annotation of a GenBank genome assembly. NCBI's taxonomy places the organism in Eukaryota, Fungi, Ascomycota, Eurotiomycetes, Eurotiales, Aspergillaceae.
AUGAUCGUAUCACAAAGGGGUUCGUUGUCUGACGAGACCUGGCCGACCAAAGACGUAUGCUCUCCCCCCUCUGGGAUUGGGAUGAAUCCUAACCAUCCUCGACAGAUAAUCUACCUCUCAAUUGUCGGCCCAUUGAUGCUCGCUGCCCUGUUCGAAUGGAUUCUCUGGCUAAGCGCCUUUAUCUACUGCCUGAUCAAGGUGUGGAUGAAAGCAGACCAUUGGAGUAUAAGAGUUCUGGCCCUGGUGAUGAUUUUCUUGUUCACGGCGAUAAGACUGGCAUUCCUUCCAGUUAUGCUCGUGACACUGCCGUUGCCACCACAGAUCACGGUUCACUUACCCCACGAAAUAGUGCAUGGGUUUCAAGUGUUCGCAUUUUGGGCUUUUUCAGCUCUUCUGGUCGGCCCCUGGCUAUUUUGUGUUUACGGUCUCACUACCAAUUCACUGGGGAGGAAAAAGAGGAUCAAACGAGUGCUGGAUGAUAGGACGGCCCCGAAGACUGUCGUUGUGAUGCCGGUAUAUAAGGAAGACCCAAGUGUCUUGAUCAAAGCCAUCAACUCUGUGGUUGACUGCGACUAUCCUGCAAAUUGCAUCCAUGUCUUUCUCUCGUACGACGGUGGCAAGGUGGACGAGCCGUACCUCCGUGUCCUCGACCACCUCGGUAUUCCGAUCACACUGGAGAGCUAUCCUCAGAGCAUUGACUGUAUUUACAAGGGUGCACGGAUUACGGUGUCUCGAUUCAAACAUGGCGGUAAAAGGCACUGCCAAAAGCAUACUUUCAAGCUUAUCGACAAGGUUUAUGCUGAGUACCUGAAGAGACAUGACAAUCUGUUCGUUCUUUUCAUAGAUUCCGACUGCAUUCUUGAUCGAGUUUGCUUGCAGAACUUCAUGUACGACAUGGAGCUUAAGCCAGGCAGCAAACGGAACAUGCUUGCAAUGACGGGCAUCAUUACGUCGACGACGGAGAAAAACAGCUUGCUGACGAUUCUUCAAGACAUGGAAUACGUCCAUGGUCAGCUUCUUGAACGAUCCGUUGAGUCUGGCUGUGGUGCGGUGACCUGCCUCCCUGGAGCUUUGACUAUUUUACGCUUCUCCGCUUUCCGUAAGAUGGCCAAGUAUUACUUUGCGGACAAGGCUGAGCAAUGUGACGAUCUCUUCGACUACGGCAAAUGUCAUCUUGGGGAGGACCGAUGGCUCACUCACCUGUUCAUGAUUGGCGCCACGGAGCGGUAUCAAAUUCAAUUAUGUAUGAGCGCCUUCUGCAAGACCGAAGCCGUCCAGACCUUUAGUACUCUCUUGAAGCAACGCCGGCGAUGGUUUUUAGGUUUCAUCACUAACGAGGUUUGCAUGCUCACUGACGUCCGGCUCUGGGUGCGCUAUCCCCUUCUGUGUCUGGUUCGAUUCAUGCAAAACACGAUCCGAACGACCGCUCUGCUCUUCUUCAUCAUAAUCGUCUCACUGCUUACAACAUCAAAGAAGGCAAAGGAUCUUCCUGUAGGAUUCAUGGGGGUCUCCUUGGGGUUAAAUUAUUUACUCAUGCUUUACUUUGGCCUGCGUCUCGGACGCUAUAAAGCCUGGCUUUACCCAAUCAUGUUCAUCGUGAAUCCGUUCUUCAACUGGGUCUACAUGGUCUAUGGUAUUUUCACAGCCGGUCAGCGAACUUGGGGUGGACCACGGGCCGAUGCUGCCACUGCUGAUGACCAUACCACGCCAGGAGAGGCAGUUGAACAAGCAAAAGAGCAGGGCGAUGAGUUCAAUGUGAAUGUCGAUACCUUCCGCACUGGCAUUGUACGCCGGAGAUCCGUCCCUGUCCGCCCAUCGGAGAACGUGGAAGGUCGACUUGCACCUGCCAAGCAGAUGCUUGACGGGUUCCAUGUCAACACUGCCGGCCCUGGGCCCGCACUUGCACGAAUGGUCAGCGCGAUGGAAGAUCCCGAAAAAUCCAAAUACCAGUUACCUCCUCUCUUUCGCCAUUCGACGGAUUCUGUGGUCAGUGCAUCAUCCGAUUGCGGCUCUAGCUCGAUUGCCACGCCACAGAAUGUGGACAACCUCCUGAUGAGUGAAGAAGACCAAAAGAAGCUCUAUCAUGUCCGCCAAGCCCGGGCAUCAACGGGCUCGGUGAGCGUCGACGGUCACACUUCGGAGAACCGCUUUGAUGAUGGAGUCACUCCGCAGCCUACGGGUUCUGCAUCCGAGCACGAUGACCUGGGACUCACCCACCCACCAGCAACAUACAAGACUGGACGCUCUGAAAACAUUCCUCCGGUCUAG